This is a messenger RNA of Aspergillus versicolor CBS 583.65, 963 nucleotides long. RefSeq names its product gamma-glutamylcyclotransferase family protein. Lineage: Eukaryota; Fungi; Ascomycota; Eurotiomycetes; Eurotiales; Aspergillaceae. The record is from RefSeq and is a predicted model, not a curated record. Bases 248 to 835 code for a protein of 195 amino acids. The transcript has a single exon.
CUCAUAUCAGAUACUACCCUAGAAAAUGGAUCUUCUACACGAACUUGAGAGCCUGGCAGUUAUUGCCGAAGAUAACAAGAACCACGAGGGCCCAUUCCAGGAGCUCCUCCAAGAGGCAAAGCCUACAAGUUUCUGCCCAGACGUCUAGACGAAGUUGCAGCUGCAACCACAGGACCUGAAGUCCACAUACCUUGUCAAGCUGGACGGUCCGUUAGGGACUGCGUCCAAGGUCCAAGAGCUUGCUGGGAUGCUCCAUCUCCCCCAGCAAGUAGAGGGAUCCGGAGACGUAUCUGGAGAUGCGUCAUUCUGCUUUGUCAAUGGUGUGGAAAAGCGUGCAAUAAUAGGAGCACUUUUCAACAGCUCCUUCGCUCCCACGUUCAUCCACAUUAACAAGGCAGAGAAGGCCCUUUCAAGCGACAGCGCAGCACCGUGCCUCGGAUACGAUGCGACCCUCCCUCACCACCGCGCCACGGGGCUUGUCCAUGACUUCCUCCCAGCCCAGAACCAGUACCCGGUCUGGUAUUUCUUCUAUGGAACGCUGGCGAACCCGGACGUCCUCGUUGAGAAGCUUGGGCUUUGCACCCGUCCCACCCUCCGACCUGCCACUGUCGACGGGGCCAACAUUCGAACUUGGGGUAGUAAGUACAAGGCUCUGGUGGAUGGCGGCGGCCUAGUGACGGGAUGGGCUUACAAAGUAGCCUCUGCGGGACACGAAGAUGAGCUUCGAUACUACGAGACCAGCCAAUAUGAGGUUGUACGAUGCGCUAUCGUGAUGAAUGACACCAACGAGCGUGUUUGGGGGCUCACUUUCCGCUUCGUCGGUUCUUGUGACUGAGCUGGUGGAUGAUGAAGUGGUGAAUAGAAUGUAUUAUUAGAUUGGUUUGCACGCAGCUCAUUUCCAUAUUACUUAUCAUUAGAGCAUAAAUUCGAAUUCAGGCGUUGGAUCCUUCCUGAAAACACAAG